Messenger RNA from Nilaparvata lugens (brown planthopper), 2627 nucleotides. RefSeq names its product zinc finger protein 570. The record is from RefSeq and is a predicted model, not a curated record. Bases 349 to 2244 code for a protein of 631 amino acids. Gene Ontology annotation, biological process: regulation of transcription by RNA polymerase II; central nervous system development. Gene Ontology annotation, cellular component: nucleus. Gene Ontology annotation, molecular function: RNA polymerase II cis-regulatory region sequence-specific DNA binding; DNA-binding transcription factor activity, RNA polymerase II-specific. Lineage: Eukaryota; Metazoa; Arthropoda; Insecta; Hemiptera; Delphacidae. The transcript is spliced from 5 exons.
UGUGGAGUUUCGACUUUGGAGUUUUGUUUUCAUUGCCAGGUUAUUUUCAAAAGAGGUUAAUAGAAGGAACAAAUUCUUAAAAAAUUAGCCCUUUUCUAUUAUAUACUACAAUUUAUGUAAUUAUCGUUAUAAAUUAUUUGCAUGUCUUCAGGCCUGACAUUAAUGUCUAAAAGUGUAGGUACAAUAAUACUGAGGUGUGAGAAGGAAAAUUUGUUACAUUGUUAGAAAAAGUGAGGAAACAGCAACGAACGAUUUUUUCGUAGGCACACGAGUAGUCUACUGCCAGCCGGAGGCCUAUGCACCAUUAAUAGCUUUCAUUAAAGCUCCAAAGGUCGAGCACCUUACACGAUGGUUGCUACAUGUUCUGCAUACAAUUGCAGCAACAGAUUUAAGAAAGGAAGUGAUAUCUCAUUUUAUCAUUUCCCAAAAGAUCCCGACCUGAGAAAAAAAUGGAUAAUAGCAACAAAAAGGAAAGAUUUUGAGCCUUCGAAGUGGAGUAAACUGUGCAGUGAACAUUUUUCCACAGAUGCAUUCCAAAUAAGGCCAAACGCCUUUUUCAAGCUUUUGAAUCCUGGAGCAAUACCUACAAUUUUUGAGUUUCCCGAGCAUCGGAAGCCUAAACCCACGAAGAAAAGAAGGACGAUUGUGAAAGCACAGGUGCCUUCCAAUCCACAGGCAGCCGACAUUGAUGCUGCAGUACAGCGCUCCCCAAAUACUCUUGAAACAGAUUAUCCAGCUGGAGAGAAGAGGAUGGAUGCUGGUAACUUGAACAAAGAUGGAGAAAGUGAAGAGAAACCAGAAUGGAUGGGGAACAGUGCUGAAACAAGUCAACAAGGAGGAGUGACAUUGGUGAAUGAAGAAUCUCCUGAAAAUUGUAAUGUUGAACAACCAAUUGAACAAGAACUUGUGACAGUGAAGGAAAAAGAAUUAGAAAGAGAAGCAUUUGUCCAUGCGUUUGAAGAAGUGAUUGUGAAAGAAGAAUAUUUUAUAGAGGAGGAAGAGGGUGACUAUGAAGAGGAGACAGAAGGUGAGGGAGAUGAGAACAGUGCAAGGGCAAUGGAAGAGAGUGCUGUCAUUGGAGAAUCACAUGAUCCAAUAGGAGAUGAGAAUCUUGAGACUUCUAAAGAAGAUGUUGUGAGUGUAAAAGAAGAUUAUGAUGAUGAACUGUUUCAUCAAGAGUUGAUAAUCAAAGAUGAAGAGUUUGACAUUGUUUGGGACAUGUCACAAGAAGAAGGAAACGUAGAAGUUAAAGUGGAAGAUGAAAAAGAAAUACGAGAAGAAGAAGAGUUGAUAAUAAAAGAUGAAGAGUGUGAAAUUACUUGCGACUACAUAGAAGAAGCAGAAGAAGAAAACGAAGAAGAUAAAGUGGAAGAGGAAAAAGAAAUACGAGAAGGAGAAGAUUAUGAUAAUGAUGAUGAUGAAUUUAAUGAUCCAUUGCUAGAAGAGCACAUAGAUGUUUGCAGGGAUGGAAGUCCUUUCAGAUGUCCAGUUCGCAAUAAAGAAUUUUCCCAUAAUGUACAUUUGAAGAUACAUUUUCGAUCCCAUACUGGAGAAAAACCUUAUAAGUGUUCAAUCUGCCAUAAAGAGUUUGCGCAUAAGUCAAAUUUGGUUAUACAUGAGAGAACCCAUUCAGGUGAAAGACCCUAUAUAUGUUCAAUCUGCCAUAAAGGGUUUACUAGGAAGACAAUCUUGAAUGAUCAUGAGAGAACCCAUUCAGGCGAAAAACCCUUUAAAUGUUCAGUCUGCGAAAAAGUAUUCUCUCAGAGAGGACAUUUGAAUGUACAUGAGAGAAGCCAUUUGGGAGAAAAACGCCAUAAGUAUAAGUGUGCAAUCUGUCCUAAAGAGUUCGCUCAGAAGUCACAUUUGAAUUUACAUGAGAGGUCCCAUUCAGGUGAACGACCCCAUAUAUGUUCAAUCUGCCAUGAAGGGUUCACUCAGAAGAAAAUCUUGGAUGAACAUGUGAGAACUCAUUCAGGUGAAAGACCCUAUAAAUGUUUAAUCUGCCAUAAAGAUUUCGCUCAAAGGGGAACUUUUUUUAGGCAUAAGCUGACUCAUUCAGGUGAGAGACUACACAAAUGUCCAGUCUGCUUUAAAGCAUUCGCUCAAAAGUCAAAUUUAAACAUACAUGAGAGAAUUCAUUCAGGAGAAAAACCCUAUAAAUGUUUAGUCUGCAAUGAAGCAUUCUCACGAAAGGAUAGUUUGAAUAUACUAAGAGGAAAACUCACUCAUGAAAAAUACCAUUAAUGUUCUUUCUCUCCUCAUUUGCUUAUCUCGGCAUCACCCUCAGUAUUAUUAUUAAUAAUAUUAGUAAAUAUGGUGUUGCUGGCUCAUGUGAUGCUCAUUCAUGUCAUAACUAGACCACUGAUGAUUUGAAACCUAGCACAAAUAUGUCGAAUUUACCAGGGUUGGUAGUGGGUUUUUUUAUCCAUCAAUCACCUUUAUUCAAUAUUUAAAAUUAUAGGUAAUAUAUGGUGAUAUAUUUCGUAUUUUCUCAACAUAACCUACUAAUAUCGGGGACCGAGCUUCGCUCUGGAGUACAAAAGCAUAAAAAAUUAAUUACGAAAGAAGAAAUUAUAAUAACAUUCAUAGUUUCAUAUAGAAAUGUUCUAUCUAAUCACAGUAAAUUG